Molecule: messenger RNA, 1173 nt
Organism: Prorocentrum cordatum
Lineage: Eukaryota; Dinophyceae; Prorocentrales; Prorocentraceae
Source: the annotation of a GenBank genome assembly
GGCGGCCGCCCCGCCCAGGCGGGCGCCGCCGCCGCCGCCCUGGGCGCCCUGCUGUGGCGCCAGGCGGCCGUGGCGUGCCCCGGGCCAGGCCUGGCGCCGGGCCGCCAGCAGCGCGCCGGCCUGCGCUGCGCAGUGUCCCCGAGGCGUUCCGAGGCUGGCGAUUCCAGAAGGCGGGCCCUGGGCCCGGAGGAGCUCCUGGACCUGCUCCAGCGGCCCCGCGGGCUGGAAGACUUGAAGGAGAUCAGUCGCCAGCUGCGCGCGGACCCCGCUUACAGGAAGAAGUACGACGCCACGCUGAGCUACGUCGACUCCGCCGCUCGCGGCGAGGACGUCGGCGGCGGGCUCCAGGCGGACCCGUUUGUCCGCCUCCUGGCGGCGGACCCUGACUCCGUGCAGAGCGAGAUAGGCAGCCCCGAGGGGCGGGAGAGGCUGCUGGCCGGGCUCAACAGCUCCGCCCUCUUCGAGGAUCUGAGCGAGAUUGGCGGCGCAGUGUUCGAGCAGAUGCAGCUCUCCAGACUCGAAGCAGGCGCGCCAGUGGAGAUCCGCGGACUCGUGGGUCGGCCCGAGCUCAACGGGCAGGUCGCCUUGUUGGCCGAGCCGUUCCCAGAGGAGGUCGAGGCUUACCCAGACCGCCGAGUUGUCGUUCUGGGCACUGGAGAGCGUGUGGCGCUGCGGCCCGUCUGCCUCGGCUUCCCAUCGUACCGGCUGGGCGACGCGGUCACCCUGGAGACCCAGUUCGCAGGCGAGGAGGAGGGCCUCGAGGGCCGCGCGGCGGUCGUCUCGGAGCUCACGCACGAGGAGCAGGAGCUCGGCAUGGGCAGGUACGGCGGCCGCGUGGUGGUCGACGUGCUGCCCGUGGUCCUGGGCGGCCCGGUGGUGCACAGGCUGCUCAUGUGGCCAGAGCACCUCAUGCCGCGAAGCUACGUGCCUGGCGACAGCGUCGAGCUCCGCGGCCUCGAGUCCGCCGCCUCGCUGAACGGCGCGGCGGCGACGGUGGUGCCGCCGUCGGCGGAGGAGGCCUCCGCGGUGCAGGGCGACGGUGGCGAGCGGCGCAUCGUCGUGUCGCUGGACGCGGAUGGCACCCGGCUGGCCGUUCGCAAGGACUCCCGCGCUGCCGCGCUGGCAUGCGUUUGGGACUGGCGUCAAGCUCGGGAGUUCAGGGAGGGGCCUUGA